Messenger RNA from Cydia pomonella (codling moth), 1137 nucleotides. It is a transcript of the gene ppl, whose product is annotated as glycine cleavage system H protein, mitochondrial. Gene Ontology annotation, biological process: protein lipoylation; glycine decarboxylation via glycine cleavage system. NCBI's taxonomy places the organism in Eukaryota, Metazoa, Arthropoda, Insecta, Lepidoptera, Tortricidae. Gene Ontology annotation, cellular component: cytoplasm; mitochondrion; glycine cleavage complex. The record is from RefSeq and is a predicted model, not a curated record. The coding region runs from base 551 to 1066 and encodes 171 amino acids. The transcript has 2 exons.
CCGGUAUCUCCUUCUCAUUCUUACUCACAGUUGUAUCAUUAACGAAUGUAUGGCGGGCCACCGUAAAGCCUGACCUGAGUAAUAUACGAUCACGCGCCAUAUUGCGGAAUUUCAUUGGAACUAAAUUUUUCAUACUAAACUGAACUGUCACCCCAUACAUGAGAAUAGAUAACAGCGCCCUCUUGACAAUGAUCAUAUAUUUGGUCGCAGUCCGGUACGGCCGUCUGUUAUAGUUCAUCUUGGCUGGAAGUCACCUUGCCAACCGUAUAGCACGUACCUUUAAGACUGAAUUUCCAACCAAAAUAGAUGCCAACAACCGGUAUUGUGCUGUGCGAAUCCAGUUUCGAAGAUAUUUUGACAAUCACAAACUCUUGAUCACGACGUACAUCACAUGGCUGUACAUUAUCUGUAUUCAUGUUGACAUUGACAUUUCUCAUUCUUAUUUCUUGUAGCAGAAUUAAAUACAAUACUUUUACAAUAAAUAUCAGUUUUAUUUGUACCUAACCGUGACAAGUUAACCGGCAAUUUGUCUUCUAGCUUGAAAAGAAACAUGGCUCUUCAAAGGCAUAUCUUUUUUGCUACAAAGCAAUACAUAUGUGCUGCAAGAUGCUCCAUCCUCCAAGCUAACCUUAGACAGUCAUAUUGUGAACUACGGCACAAAUACAGCACAGAAGCCUCUGAAGAGAGGAAGUUCACAGACCGCCAUGAAUGGGUAGUUGUUAAAAAUAACAUAGGCACUGUAGGAAUUAGCAAAUAUGCUCAGGAGUCUCUCGGUGAUGUUGUGUUUGCUCAGCUUCCCGAACCAGGCACAGAAAUCAAAGCGGGAGAUGAGUGUGGAGCGCUUGAGAGUGUGAAAGCGGCAAGUGAGAUCUAUUCACCAGUUACGGGCACCGUUACUGAGAAAAACGCUGAAGUAGAGAGCAAACCUGGUCUGAUCAAUACGUCAUGCUAUGACCAAGGCUGGCUUUUUAAACUAAAGCUAUCUGACCCCGCUGAAGUGUCUAAGCUGAUGAAUGAAGAACAGUAUGAAACAUUCCUUAAAACAGAUGCGGAGAAGGACCAUUAGUGAAUGUGUUAAGUUUUUGUUUUAAUAUUUAACUUAAAUGUGAUUAGAUUUAAAUAUAUGGAAAGUUAACA